Messenger RNA from Lodderomyces pseudojiufengensis, 1734 nucleotides. RefSeq lists its product as uncharacterized. The record is from RefSeq and is a predicted model, not a curated record. The transcript has a single exon. Bases 1 to 1734 code for a protein of 577 amino acids. Lineage: Eukaryota; Fungi; Ascomycota; Pichiomycetes; Serinales; Debaryomycetaceae.
AUGAUCAACACUACGAAUCAUUUAAUCUUUUCCGGUGAAUCUCAAUUUUUCAGACCCUUUGGAAUGGACAAGGAUCAUCUACAAAUACCUUUUUCAACUCAUUUUCCAAGAUUAGGUGCUAUCAUUAAUCCAAGAUACAACACCAAGAAGAUGAUUAGCAAAACAAAUAUUGAGGAGUUGGAGCAAUUUAAAACAGACGAAAAGACAUCGGAAUUUUUAAGACCAAAACCUUCCGGUGGUUUUACAGGAUUUAGUAUACGAAACGGUCAAUUAUCAUCAGAAUUGAAAGAAGAAAUUUUUGCAGCCCGGUUGGACGAUUUUUUUGAGGACAUCAAACAUUCAAACUUUCAUUCACCAGACAAAGGUUUAGCGUUAUCACCCCCCAGCAUCAGAAGGAGCAAAUCAUGCAGUGCUUUAAAUGACAUGAAAUUGCCAUCUAUCGAAGGCAAUUAUUCUUCAACUCGGGUUCAACGUUGUCAUAGUGAUGUGAUUGAGGGAUCGGUACAUGGUUUGAAAAACGUAUCAGCUUUAAGUGAUCUAAAGAAUGUUUCAACUUCAUCGACAAUUCAUAAUGCAAAUAGUCACAUACCUGAUUUAAAAUUGGGCAAAGCCAAAUUACCUGUGAGAUCUGAUAUUAUUGAAAAUAGGAAACUCCAGCAUGAAAAAAAUUGUCAACCUUUAACAGUCUCAGGAACUGAAAACGUCCAUUGUACAAAUGAUCAAUCAAUUAAAGACAAAUAUUUACGGAAAUGUUCAAAAACAAAAUUAAGAGUAUCUCGUCAUAUUAAUGCUGACAUUACAAAUCUUCCAGCAGAAUUUGGGAAUCAUAAAAUUACUGGAAUAGGUAAACAGGAAGGAGUAGAUGUUGAAACAGUCCCUAAAACAACAGCUAAUUCAACUAAUAAAAAAAGAAAAUGGUCAGACUCCCCAAAUUUACAGCGUUGUUCUCAAACAGUUAUCAUGCAGCCUACAAAUCUGAAAAUGGAUCAAUAUACCUUUCGUGAUUCGGAUCAAAAUACGCUGAAUGCACAACGCAGUUCAUAUAAUGAUGAUAUUGUCUCGUUUGUUGUUGCUAAAAACAGACUACUAGCCGACAAUGGUGAAGCGGAAAUUGAUUUAAAAAAGUUGUCAUCGUUGUCAGACAUGGAAAAACCUAAUGUUGAAAAAAUAAAAGAAAAAGGAAAUUCUAGUAAAGUCCUGGGAAUUUUCAAGCACUACUUCCUGAAAAGUAGUAACUAUAAUAAUCAUCCAGCUGAAAUGAAUUCAUUUGUGGAAUCAUCUCCUGAAUAUACUCAAUCCAAUAAAUCGCUUGCCACAAUUGCUUCUACGUGUAGUCAGGGUCAAGAUUUUGUGAAAAUCAAAGAAACAGGCAUUAAAUCACCUUUUGAAAGUCAAAUUAAAAAAUUUUUAAAAAAGACGUCCAAUUUAAUCAAAAGCUUUGCUGAAUCCACCAGUGACAAGGACGACAUAUAUUUUAAUUUUGGACCAAUAUUGAAACCUGAAUUGGAGCAAGACCCUAAAUUUUUAACUAGUUUGGACCCAUUCUCUCAAAACAAUGAGAAAAUGCAUGAGAAUUUUUCAAACGGUCUACUACAAUUACAAGGUCAAACAAAUGUCAUUAACUACCCUAAACGCGGGAUGAAGAGAAAAAUAAGUUUUAAUAGCUUUAUAAAAUCUGAGUCAGCAACUGAUACGAUUAUGUAUUUUAAAGAGUAUGUAAAUUUAGUAUUUUAG